ACUGAUCAGUCACUCGCAAGCUUUAAUAUAAGAAUUUUUAUUUAUCAGAUCACACUUUGAGUAACAUUACAUUUGUAACAAUAUAAUAUCUUUAAAAUAGUUAAAAAUUAAAUAAAAUUUUACUGAAUUCAUAGGUUUGUUAUGUAGGGGAGAACUGGGGCAAAUUCGAUACUAUUUUUUGAAAGAAUUAAAAGAAGAUAGCAGAAGGAAACGAAACUUGAUUAUACUGGCUAAUUAUUUCGUCAACAAACGAUGAUCACUGUUAUAUUGUUAUCAUUUAUCCUUAUUCUAUUAAUGUAUAAUUAUUAUGUGCAUCAUGGAAAAAACGGACGACUUAUCAAUUUUAUACCAGGACCACCAGGCCGUCUGAUUCUUGGAAAUAUAUUGGAUAUCCUUGUUUCACGAGAAGAACUAUGGAAGCUGCAGAAUACUUUUAAUCAGUACUAUCCCAUUUAUAAAAUUUGGGCAUUCUUUAUUCCUACAGUAGUUAUUCAACACCCGGAUGAUUUAGAGACAAUAUUAAGUAACACAAAACACAUUGAAAAGAGUCUUCUUUAUGAUAUUUUACAUCCUUGGCUUGGUACAGGUCUUCUCACUAGUGCAGGCGCCAAGUGGCAUCCACGACGAAAAAUCUUAACCCCCACAUUUCAUUUUAAUAUAUUGCAGCAGUUUGUUGAGAUUUUGAUCGAGGAAGGCGAAAGCAUGACCAAGUCUUUAAAAAAUACAGGAGGCACCAUUGUGAAAGAUUUAGUACCAUUUUUUAGUGAACAUACGUUGAAUGCAAUAUGCGAAACUGCCAUGGGCACUUCUCUACGAGGUCUUGGUGCGUUUCAGAAGCGGUAUAUAGAAGCAGUUCAUCGGAUGGGCGAACUAGUUACUUAUAGGGCAAUGAGGCAAUGGCUUUUCGUCAAUUGGAUAUUCUCGUUAACUCCAAAAGGCAGAGAGCAAAAAAAGGUUUUGAAGGUAUUACAUGGAUUUACUGAACGAAUUAUUGCUGAGAGAAAACUUUAUCAUGAUCGCACUAACAAUCAAUACUUGAAAAGUUUUGGUAAUGAUACGUCGGCGGAGAGAGAUGACGUAGAACCGAUAGGACGUACGUAACGUAAUCAGUAGCUAUUUUUAAAACAUCUUGUCAAUGUUUAAUAUUAUAAUUUACAUUUUACAACUUAUUAAUAUUAGCCAGUUGAAGUUUGAAACGUUCCUUUAUUCUUGCUACGCUGAAAAUAAUUUAUUCCAUUUCUCCUAUUGGCAUAGAGGAACUUCCGAGCGUCAUCCACAAAAUUUAGUCACAUAAUUUACGUCAUGCACGUAAUACUUAUCAGUACAAAAUUACCUUUUUUAAAAAAAGUAAAAAAAAGAAAACGCCAAGUACACGCGCAAUGUAUUAGGUUGGCAACUAAGUUUCCGCCGUUUUUUUAAAUUUUAACAUUCCGCAUGUCAUUAAAUGUUUUUGACAUAAUGUUUUAAAUCAUUCAAGGUUCAGAAGUGUGGAGCAUGGGUUCCGCAUGCUUUAAGUGACAACAACAAAAAUUAACGAGCUACAAUCUCCGCUGGUUUGCUUGCUUGUCACCGCUCAACUCAUGGACACAAGCAACGAUUUCUUUACCGAUUAACGAUUUCAACACGGCUAUUCAAAAGAAAAGACCUAAUCGGCAGCAUGGAGUUCUUUUGCUGCACGACAACGCCCGCUCUCAUAUCGCCAAUAUGACCAAGGAAGCCAUUCAAACGCAUGGCUGAAGAACUCCAUGCUGCCGAUUAGGUCUUUUCUCUUGAAUAGCCGUGUUGAAUCGUUCCAUUUGUUGAACAUAGAGUUCCGCGUUGACCGUUUAGUUCCGUUCAAGCAAUUCGUAAUGGAUAAUCUCUUCCCAGUCCCACCAUACGCACAACAUCGUUUUACGCGGAUAAAGAUCUUGUUUCACGCGCGGUGUUGCCUGUUUACCGGGGCUAAGCCAUUGCUUGCGCUGCUUCAUAUUAAUGUACAGGCACCAUUUUUCGCCACUAACGAUUCGGUAAAGAAAUCGUUGCUUGUGUCUAUCAGUUGAGCGGUGACGAGCAAGCAAACCAGCGGAGAUUGUGAUUGAUUUUUAUCGUUGAUUUUUAUUGUUGUCACUUAAAACAUGCGGAACCCAUGCUCCACCCUUCUGAACCUCGAAUGAUUUAAAAC
Molecule: messenger RNA, 2164 nt
Organism: Temnothorax curvispinosus
Lineage: Eukaryota; Metazoa; Arthropoda; Insecta; Hymenoptera; Formicidae
Product: cytochrome P450 4C1-like
Exons: 8
Coding region: 253-1101 (282 amino acids)
Molecular function (GO): iron ion binding; oxidoreductase activity, acting on paired donors, with incorporation or reduction of molecular oxygen; heme binding
Source: RefSeq, a predicted model, not a curated record